Colletotrichum navitas is the source of this 835-nucleotide messenger RNA. RefSeq lists its product as uncharacterized. NCBI's taxonomy places the organism in Eukaryota, Fungi, Ascomycota, Sordariomycetes, Glomerellales, Glomerellaceae. The coding region runs from base 395 to 835 and encodes 146 amino acids. The record is from RefSeq and is a predicted model, not a curated record. The transcript has 2 exons.
GUCUGUCUGGUCUGUCGCUUCACUCUUCCCAUCUUUGCUUCACGUUCCCAAGCAAAGCACUAAAGCAACCGCACAAGCUCACCAUCUGAUGACUUUCUAGCGCGUUCCUCUGCCAUGCCAUGCCAUGCCAUGCCCUGCCAUGCGGCGCGGCUGGCCAAGCCGGCUGGCUAAGCUAGCCUUGCCUGCUCGGGGUCGCAAGGGGAAUGGUUUCUCCUCGUCUCACAGGGCACCGUUGCCUCUUACGAGCUGCCUUUCUCCCAUUGCUUGCUUGCUUGUCUUGUCUUCUUCCGGCAUAGCCUUGUUACCUUUGGGGUCUCCCCCUCGCUGCCGCUGCCGCCACCGCUACCUGUUCAUCAUCGCCUGCAUCACUGCAUCGCGCCGCCGGUAGCAUGCCAUGCUGUGCCGUGCAAUGUCGUGCUAUGCCGUACUGUUCCUCUUCUCUCUCUCUCUCUCUCUCUCUCUCUCUCUCUCUCCGUAUGGCUUCUAUAAUAAUGUGCACCUCGGAUUGAGAGUCAUGACCAGCAACACACGCUGGGUGCCAGGUGUCUGUCGGCAGGAGGCUAGUCAACACGAUGGAGGCGAAGCAAUCACCAGUAGUAAGCCAUUAUUGCACCUCUGCCCGUCUGUGCCAACGUCUGUGCUGGUGACUCUGGUUGUUUUCCUCUGUCCCCUUUACUACGCAGUGCCUGUGCGACUCGUCCACUCGGGCUCAGCCCAUGACGGAGGCACCACACCCACACCGUCCAGUCCCGGACAACCACUUGGCUCAGCUUCAUGCGGCCGGACUCUUGCGCUCUUGGGCUUUUCCGUCCGUCUCUUCUGCCUUUACCUGUGA